AUGGUGAAUGAAACUGAUUGCCCAUUGGGAAAGCAAUUGGACAACAAAAUUACUGCUGUAAACAAUACGGGUUCUGGCUUUUUAAGCAAUAAUGAAAUAAUUGAAGAAGGUGAUACUGUGAUUGUUUAUGUCAAUUACGGAACAUCUUAUGCGGUAGAAGUGAAACGUGGCCUCAUUCUUACAAUGAGAUAUGGUGCUUUGAAGCAUGAAUAUCUUAUAGGAAAACGUUAUGGGUCUCGUAUUAGUGCUACAGCGGGUUAUGUUUAUGUCUUACGUCCGAAUGCAGAAAUGUGGACACGUGCUUUGCUUCGACGAACACAAAUUAUCUAUACACCCGAUUCUGCACUAAUUCUAAUGCUGUUAGAUAUUAAACCGGGAUCGAUAGUUUGUGAAUGUGGUACGGGAAGUGGUUCGCUUUCACAUGCAUUAGCAAUGGCUAUUGCACCAACAGGACAUCUAUAUACGCAUGAUGUUGAAGAGCCAAGGGUCAAACAGGUUGAACUUGAAAUGUUGAAACAUGGAUUAGGUGAAAUUACUACAUGUGUCCAUCAAAAUGUUAUCAAAGAUGGUUUUUCCGUGGAAAAUAUAUGCGAUGCAGUCUUUUUGGAUCUUCCCGCUCCAUGGAUUGCAAUUAAACAUGCAAAGCAUGCGCUAAGUCGAAUAAAUGGUGGCCGUGUGGUCAGCUUUUCUCCUUGCAUUGAACAGAUACAAAGAACAUGUAAUGCUCUUCAAUGUGAAGGUUUUGUGCAAAUCAGUACGGUGGAGUUAGUGCCAAGAAAGUUAAAAGUAAUUAUUUUUGUUUUUGUUUAA
Molecule: messenger RNA, 810 nt
Organism: Brugia malayi
Lineage: Eukaryota; Metazoa; Nematoda; Chromadorea; Rhabditida; Onchocercidae
Product: GCD14 protein, putative
Exons: 6
Coding region: 1-810 (269 amino acids)
Biological process (GO): tRNA methylation
Cellular component (GO): tRNA (m1A) methyltransferase complex; nucleus
Source: RefSeq, a predicted model, not a curated record